AUGCAUAACACUAUGAUGCUAUGGUGGAUGCUAUCGUGUAUCGUCUAAUCUAUGGGUGGAUGUAAUGAUGUAAUGACUGUAUAUAUUUCUGCAAUCUGUGGUAAGACAAUGUGAUUUGUGUUAUUUAUUAAAGAUUUAAUAAUUACCUAUAUAUUGUAAUUUGACAAAUUAUAAGAUAAGAUAUGGCUGCUGCAAGUACUCAUUUGGAUAGAGAUUUAGAUUUAUCUAAUGCCAAUAGGGGAGUUUGGUUGGUUAAAGUUCCAAAGUAUAUUGCUAACAGAUGGGAAAAAGCACCUGGAGACAUCGAAGUGGGAAAAUUAAAAAUAACAAAAACGCCUGGACAAAAAGCGCAAGUUUCAUUGACACUUUCUCCUGCUGUUUUGAAUUUAAACGAAAAUGGAGAAGAAAAUAUUCCAAAAGAUCACAGACUUGAUGUUUCCACAGUAACUCAACAAACUCUUGGAGUAUUUUCACAUAUGACUCCAACAAACACAGAUGCAGUAGUACCAGAAUCAGAAAAAUUGUUUAUGGAAGGUAGAAUUGUUCAAAAAUUAGAAUGUAGGCCUUAUGCAGAUAACUGUUAUAUGAAAUUAAAAUUAGAUUCAAUACGUAAAGCAUCUGUACCAACUCGUAAAGUGAAACAAUUAGAUAAGAUAGUCCAAAAUUAUAAACCAGUAUCUGAUCAUAAACACAAUAUUGAAUAUCAAGAACGGAAAAAGGCUGAAGGUAAAAAAGCUAGGGAUGAUAAAGAUGCUGUAUUGGAAAUGUUAUUUGCUGCAUUUGAAAAGCAUCAAUAUUAUAAUAUUAAAGAUUUGGUUAAAAUAACUAAACAGCCCAUUACAUAUUUGAAAGAAAUCCUUAAGGAAGUGUGUAAUUACAAUUUGAAAAAUCCUCAUAAAAAUAUGUGGGAAUUGAAGCCUGAAUACAGGCAUUAUAAGGAAGAACAGGCAGCUUCAGAAGUUAAAAAAAUGGAGAUUGAUGAUGAUUAGUUAUAAAGCUACAAUUAUGUGAAUGAAUCUUUUAUAUUUAUUGUUAAAUAAUUAUUCAACAUGUUUUAAAUAAAAUGAACAAAUGGGACAUUGGAUU
Molecule: messenger RNA, 1086 nt
Organism: Agrilus planipennis (emerald ash borer)
Lineage: Eukaryota; Metazoa; Arthropoda; Insecta; Coleoptera; Buprestidae
Product: general transcription factor IIF subunit 2
Exons: 5
Coding region: 183-989 (268 amino acids)
Biological process (GO): transcription initiation at RNA polymerase II promoter; transcription by RNA polymerase II
Cellular component (GO): transcription factor TFIIF complex
Source: RefSeq, a predicted model, not a curated record